UGAAGGUGGCUACUUACGCUGAAACAAAAGCUUGCAAUUGGAAGCGGAAUGCUGUAAUGGUUUUGAAGUUAUGCUGAAAAUACAAUAAGAGCAUUUUUAAAACCUUUGCGAUUUAAUAAGGUGUAUUUAACCUUUUGGUUUUCUUUACUUCGUACUGUUCUCAGCUUGAAGAUUAAAAUCGAAGAACGAUGCCCAGAUUCGACGUAUAGGGAAGUGAAACUAUAUUUCUUAGAUACUUUUGGAUGGUACAGACAGAGGACGAGACUUAACGGGACUUUAAUUAUGACGCCGCAAAUGACACUUAUCUUGCAAUCUCUACCUCUGUUGAUUUUUAUGGCACAGACCACCCAGCAGGUGUGUGUGGAGUUGGUAUCUGACACAGAGUCAGUCGAGGGGGGCACCAUGAAACUCACAUGCAUCUUCUGCAAGAAGAGAGAGGAGCUUGUGGCUGAGACCCAGGUUGACUGGCACUACUUAACCCCAGAUAUGGAGAAGAUACAGAUCUUCCACUUCCCAGAGCAGCCCAAUGAGCGUUAUAAGCUGAAUGACCGUUGGAGAGGCCGUUUGGCAUGGAAUGGCAGCAGCGACCUGCAGGAUGUGAGCAUCAUCAUAAGCAACAUCACGCUUAAUGACACUGGCACCUACACCUGCACAGUCUUCCGUCGCUUCCAUUUCAGUCUUUACACCACAACCUCCAGUUUAGAAAAGAACAUCACCUUGGUGGUGAUGAAAAAAGCUGGUGAAGAUGUCACUGCCGUCUACUCAGAAAUCAUGAUGUAUGUCCUGCUGGCAUUCUUGAGCUCCUGGCUUCUGCUGGCGAUGGUCUACUGUUACAGGAAGAUAGCCAGAGCGGAGGCACGCAAAAAGGACAAUGUGUGCUCAUCCAAAAACAGCAGUCUGGCUGGGCCAGAGUAACAGAAGUCUUCAGCUGACACAUGUGGUGGAGUUCACAGGUUUUUCUUUGUACGCUUCGACUUAGUGAAGUGUGCAUGUGACCUCACCACGACUAACAUGGACAUGCACCCGUGUGUGUGAGUUAAAGCAUCAAAAUAGUCUGUAAGACAAUAGAUAGCAUAUUUGAUAACAAACAAUAACUACAGCCUCUAUUAAGUCCAAUAUCACUGCAUUUUUCUUAUAAUUCAAAAUCAAGGAGAAUUUUAGCAAUGUUAAAUCACCUUGCUGAAA
Megalops cyprinoides (Indo-Pacific tarpon) is the source of this 1185-nucleotide messenger RNA. RefSeq names its product sodium channel subunit beta-3-like. Gene Ontology annotation, biological process: regulation of heart rate by cardiac conduction; sodium ion transport; ventricular cardiac muscle cell action potential. Gene Ontology annotation, cellular component: voltage-gated sodium channel complex. Gene Ontology annotation, molecular function: sodium channel regulator activity. The record is from RefSeq and is a predicted model, not a curated record. NCBI's taxonomy places the organism in Eukaryota, Metazoa, Chordata, Actinopteri, Elopiformes, Megalopidae. Bases 283 to 915 code for a protein of 210 amino acids. The transcript has 6 exons.